AUGGCAAAGAUUCAGCCAUUCGUAGACCUCUGCCAACUGAAACUUGACAAAGCAGCUGAGAAUUUGAAACUAUUUAAGGCUGAUUUGCUGGAUUACAACUCCAUUUCUGCGGCCAUCAGGGGCUGUGAUGAUGUAUUUCAUGUAGCUAGUCCUAUUCCUUCAGGCUCUGUUCCCAAUCCUGAGGUUCCAAUCGAUCAACAAGGUAGUUUAGAACCUGAAGAUGACUAUAGUCAAGCAAGCCAUGCAAGUUCUUCUAAGCAAGCCAUGAAUUUUGACGAUCAAGCUACGUACGGUUGCUUUCUGGAGAAAAAAAGACCUGGAUUCUUGUUUUUGAGUCUUAAAGGUUGGUUCUCUGUCUUUUCUUGCUCUCUGCAGCUCUGGUUUUUGGAAGGGCAAAACAAGUGA
This is a messenger RNA of Coffea arabica (coffee), 405 nucleotides long. The record is from RefSeq and is a predicted model, not a curated record. Lineage: Eukaryota; Viridiplantae; Streptophyta; Magnoliopsida; Gentianales; Rubiaceae.